Messenger RNA from Linum tenue, 1786 nucleotides. The record is from the annotation of a GenBank genome assembly. NCBI's taxonomy places the organism in Eukaryota, Viridiplantae, Streptophyta, Magnoliopsida, Malpighiales, Linaceae.
AAGCAGUCAAAUUGAUAGAGAAAGGCUCAUCGAGGGGUGCCUACUCGGUCUAUCGUGCGGUCCAAAAUCACUAAAUCAGGCCGCUCCUCCGCACCAAUGAAAGGCUUGAAGGUGGCGGCUGGCUUGCUGGCCAGGCUCGGCGAGGCGGAGGGUCGUAGCUUCGCCCAUGCUCGCUACCGUGAUAGUUACAGAGGCAUCUGCUCUCUCGCGAGUAGUAUCAGUAAACCUAUCGACGACGAUGAUCUUCAAAGCCAGGUGCUGGUGGAAGGCAAAGCGCAAUUCAGGACCGCCAUUCUCAACCGGCCUUCGGUUCUCAAUGCCCUCAACUUGAACAUGGGAUCUAGAUUGAACAAUUUGUACACGUCCUGGGAAGAUGAUCCGGAUAUUGGAUUUGUGGCGAUGAAGGGCAGUGGCAGGGCAUUUUGUGCUGGUGGGGAUAUGGUUGCUGUUUAUCAUCUUCUGAAUCAGGGGAAGCGGGAGGCUUGUAAAGACUUUUUCGCCACAUUAUACCAGUUCAUUUACCUUCUAGGUACAUAUUUGAAGCCACAGGUAGCCCUUCUGAAUGGCGUUACCAUGGGUGGUGGUGCUGGAGUUUCAAUUCCUAGCACAUUUCGUUUGGCAACUGAAAGAACUAUUUUUGCUACUCCUGAAACCCUUCUUGGUUUCCACCCUGAUGCUGGUGCAUCCUUCUACCUUUCACAUUUACCUGGUCAUUUAGGGGAAUAUCUGGCUCUUACUGGGGAGACACUAAAUGGAGUUGAAAUGAUCGGUUGUGGCUUGGCUACACACUACACUCACAGUACAAAGUUUCGGUCAGUUGAGGAGCGGUUGGGGAAUCUGAUCACUGAUGAUCCUUCUGUCAUUGAAACUUCAUUAGAAGAGUAUGGUGACCUCGUCCAUCCAGAUAGCACAAGUGUAAUUCACAGGAUUGAAGCUGUUGACAAAUGUUUCAGUCAUGACACAGUUGAAGAAAUCAUAGACGCUUUGGAAACUGAGGCUUCGAAGACAAAUGAUCCAUGGUGCAACUCUACUCUCAGAAGGCUAAAUGAAUGCUCCCCACUGAGUUUGAAGGUUUCCUUGAGAUCAAUAAGGGACGGUAGACUUCAAACGCUUGAUCAGUGCUUAGUCCGUGAAUAUAGAAUGUCUCUACAGGGUAUGGCCCAGCAGGACUUGCGUGAGGUACGUCAGGGUGUCCGUGCACGGCUUGUUGAUAAAGACUUGGCACCAAAGUGGAAUCCUCCGAGGUUAGGGCUGGUGACAGAAGGCAUGGUGGAUCAGUAUUUUUCUUUGUUAGAUGGAGAACGUGAUCUAGAACUGCCAAUACAACAGCGGGAAGCAUUUACAUAGUGAACUCCAGCAGCAGCAUGAUUUCGUGUUUAAUUUUUUGCAAACUGAUGUGUUAGUCAGAUCGGGCAAAAAGUCGUAUGUCACUCACGAUUUUGGGUGCUGAGGCCAGUCAGUCAUUGUAUUUGGAAGUGCCCGUCUAAUUAGGAUGAUAUUUAGGGACGCCGAAGGAGGCGGACGGCUAAAUAGAAUGACCAGAUUUAUCAAGUGUGAGUCAACUUUGAUGCUUAAAAGCAACAGUUUCAUAACCAUUAUUAGAUAUGUCACUUUCGCUGGGGUCAAUCGGCGGGUUUGGAUUGGGUUCAAUUGGGUUAUGAGUUAGUCAGGUUUCGGGUUUGUCGGGUUAUGGGUUAGUUGGUGAUGCAGCGUGUACGUGGAGAAAAUCGCAAAUCCGUUGAUUUCACAGAAUACCAGACGAAUGAUCUUCACUAUUCUAUUGAUU